AUUAUUAGAUAUAUAGCAUUAUUCGUUUUCCAGAACCUUGCAUAUUCAGUGGAAGCACGAAGUCUCUGUAGUGAGUUACAUCCAGCAUCUUCUCAUGAUGCAUGUCAGGCCAACAGUGUAAAAGCUGAGGAAGUGUCAGAUGCAGAAGAAGAGAAGUAUCCUGUGCCAAUAACAUUUCAAAGAAUAAAGGCUGAACCUGAGAGUACUGUUAAAGAACUUCAACCUGUAUGGAGUGCGGAGCGGCGAUAUUCCUGUCAUGAGUGUGAUAAAUCAUUCACUCAACAGUGUAAUCCGAGGGCUCAUCAGUGCAACACACAUCAACACAUACAUAGUAGGGAGAGACCAUUUUGCUGUGAUGUGUGCAGUAAGUCAUUCCAUUCUCGCAACCACCUGAAGAGACAUGAACGCAUACACAGUGGGGAGAGGCCAUUUUGCUGUGAUAUGUGUAAUAAAUCAUACAGUGAUAGGAGUAGUCUGAGGAAGCAUCUGUUCUUACAUAGUGGUGAGCGGCCGUUUUGCUGCGAUGUGUGCAAUAAGUCAUUCAAUCAGCGGUGUAAUCUGAAAGUACAUCAACGGCUACAUAGUGGUGAGCGGCCAUUUAGCUGUGAUGUGUGUAAUAAGUCAUUCAGUCGCCUGGGUAAUCUGAAGAGACAUCAACAGCUGCACAGUGGUGAGCGGCCAUUUUGCUGUAACGUGUGUAAAAAGUCAUUCAAUCAGCGGUGUAAUCUGAAAGUACAUCAACGGCUACAUAGUGGUGAGCGGCCAUUUUGCUGUAACGUGUGUAAAAAGUCAUUCAAUCAGCGGUGUAAUCUGAAAGUACAUCAACGGCUACAUAGUGUUGAGCAGCCAUUUAGCUGUGAUGUGUGUAAUAAAUCAUACAGUGAUAGGAGUAGUCUGAGGAAGCAUCUGCGCAUACACAGUGGUGAGCGGCCAUUUUGCUGUAACUUGUGUAAUAAGUCAUUCAUUCAGCAGGGUAAUCUGAAAGUACAUCAACGGCUACAUAGUGGUGAGCGGCCAUUUUGCUGUGAUGUGUGUAAUAAGUCAUUCAGUCAGCAGAGCAUUCUGAAGACACAUCAACAACUACACAGUGGUGAGCGGCCGUUUUGCUGUAACGUGUGUAAUAAGUCAUUCAGUCAGCAGGGUAAUCUGAAAGUACAUCAACGGCUACAUAGUGGUGAGCGGCCAUUUUGCUGCGAUGUGUGUAAUAAAUCAUUGAGUAAUCGGAGUCAACUGAGGAGGCACCUGCACAUACAUAGUGGAGAGCGGCCAUUCUGCUGUAACGUGUGUAAUAAGUCAUUCAGUCGGCGGAGCCAUCUGAAGACACAUCAACAGCUACACAGUGGUGAGCGGCCGUUUUGCUGUAACAUGUGUAAUAAGUCAUUCAGUCAGCGAGGUAAUCUGAAAGUUCAUCAACGGCUACAUAGUGGUGAGCGGCCAUUUUCCUGUGAUGUGUGUAAUAAAUCAUACAGUGAUAGGAGUAGUCUGAGGAAGCAUCUGCGCAUACAUAGUGGUGAGCUGGCAUAGAGCUGUGUGGUGUGUAAUAAGUUGUUUGCUCAUCAGAGCCAUCUGGAGACACAUCGAGUGGCACGUAGUGAUGGGUGUAUUACAUCAUAGAGCAGUAGAGGUGGGUUUGAACUAAAGGACCAGCACGUGAGUUGUAGCUUUCUGCUCAUGACACAGUUUUCUGUCUGUUGCAUGCUGUGUGUUUGUAGAGUGCUAUGAGUUAUUGCAGGUGCUAACAUUUCCAACUGACUAGGGAAAUCAAUUGCACCCCACACUACAAAAGGUCAGUGCAUAUCCGCAUUUGUUUACUACUGAUUGCAGAUCCAUACAAACCCCUGUCUGGUUAAGAGUAAACAGAUAUGACAUGAUCUCCCACAGUUAUAUUGUUUGCUUCAGUUGUUGAAGUGUAGUAAUGCAUAGUUAAUGAAACUGAUUGAGAAUGUGUAAACAAUUCUGCAGCAUUAUUUAUGAUGACCUCUUGAAGUUUGAAACAUGUAGGGGAACAUCUUUCCACAAUAAACGAAUGAUGAUGCAUUAGUAUUGAAUCAUCUUUGUUUACAUUCAUAGAUGUUUUGUUGAUGGUCCCAUUUGUGAUAUCCUGAACUGAUGUUUUGGUGUUUGGGAGUAUUGGUCAUGUGACACGCAGAGCUGAAUGAAGUUCCAUCAACUUAAAUUCCUACAGUCUCAAAAGCACAUACAUUUAAGUUUCAAUUCACUGGAAUGAAGUGAAGAUGAGAGUGAUAAAGUUCAUGAAGUCUACUCUUUCGAAAUAUGAUAACAGUGAAAAAAUGAAUGAAUGAAGUGUUGUAGACUCGUAUGACACAGUGGACUGAACUUUUCAUUACCUACACUGUAAAAAAUGAAGGGUAAUAGAUGAAACGCUUUAUUCUCUUUUGUGGGUAAGCUUGAAGUCAAGCGUCUACUGCAGGGUUUAGCUUUUUGGAAUGAUAAAAUUAAAAUUCAUCUGAAAUGGAAUAUAAGGGCAUGGCCUGGAUUUAAUAAAACAGAAGAUGGGUGCCAUUGACAAAUAUAAAUACGAUAAUAUUUUACUUGAUACAAAAGGGAGGAGGUUUCUCUUCACCAGCAAAGUGACUUAUCUUUCCAAGAAUAACUCCUCCCUGGACUAAACUGUAUAAUAUUCUCAUAAGACUUAACAGUUUCAAUAAAAAAAUAAAAAAACGUUUUAAAGUUAAAAGAAAGGUAACUUGUUUCAGCAUCAAAUUAAUUGUGUUGUUUAAAUCUUACUUACUCGUGGAGCCGAGCCG
Cryptotermes secundus is the source of this 2768-nucleotide messenger RNA. Its product is annotated as zinc finger protein OZF. NCBI's taxonomy places the organism in Eukaryota, Metazoa, Arthropoda, Insecta, Blattodea, Kalotermitidae. Gene Ontology annotation, biological process: regulation of transcription by RNA polymerase II. Gene Ontology annotation, cellular component: nucleus. The annotation marks the transcript as partial. The record is from RefSeq and is a predicted model, not a curated record. Gene Ontology annotation, molecular function: DNA-binding transcription factor activity, RNA polymerase II-specific; RNA polymerase II transcription regulatory region sequence-specific DNA binding. The transcript is spliced from 2 exons.